Molecule: messenger RNA, 2049 nt
Organism: Diutina rugosa
Lineage: Eukaryota; Fungi; Ascomycota; Pichiomycetes; Serinales; Debaryomycetaceae
Gene: CDC7
Product: serine/threonine protein kinase
Exons: 1
Coding region: 1-2049 (682 amino acids)
Biological process (GO): protein phosphorylation; mitotic DNA damage checkpoint signaling
Cellular component (GO): nucleus
Molecular function (GO): ATP binding; protein serine/threonine kinase activity
Source: RefSeq, a predicted model, not a curated record
AUGCCCGAGACGAGUGCCAUGAAGCUGGACCUGCCGACCAAGGACUUGCGGGGUCUGGCGUAUCCGCUGUUGAUGCCGCCGAGGUACAAGCGGAAAGCCCUGAGCGACACCGACCCCUUCCACGACUCCCUGAAGCGGAUCACCACCGAUUUCAUCCAUCUGCGCAACUUGGCCCGGGUGUCGAGGCCAUGGCGCACGGACGCCGACGACACUCAAACGUCGAGCGAAGCCAAUAAGACGAUGACGUGUGACGACGCCGCCACCGCCGCCGUCCGCCAGACGAAGCCUACGCGUCUCUCGGGGCUCAGCGCGGUACCAAAACUCAGCAGCCACACGCGUCCGUUGGCCGCCAGUUUACCGCAAAAAGUGGCCCUCCGAAGCAUUACGGCGCCUAUGCUGGCCCCCCUGCCCCAGGAACUGCCGGAACCAGAAGUUAUAAACCCCCAGAUCACCUCCCCCACCUCGGAGCGCGAAGGCCCCGACGAUAAACACGCGAUGGCGGUCGACGUGCCCAAGCUCACGGCGCCGACACCGUUGCCGCCAGUGGCAACUACGCAUAGCGUCAGCGUCACCGCUACCGCUACCUUCCGCACGCUUCCCGCCGCUACCGAAUCAGUGGUGAUGGUGCCUGAAUCUAAAGCUGACCCGGGGCCCCUGAGCGUACCGCAAAUGGCAUCGGGUGUAGCCCCUCUGGAGCUGAAACUGAAGCUGCCUCAGCCUGAACCGUCGCAUACCACCGUCACCAAACGGGUGGCGUUGACGCGACGAGAAGUGGACGACGACGACUACGAGCUGAUCCCAUUGGAAGUGCUUGAAGAUAUGCUGCGGCUUGAGGAAACGUUCCCCGUACUCUCGACAUCGUACCGGUUGCUUGACAAAAUCGGCGAGGGGACAUUCUCCACCGUAUACAAAGCCGAAGCGAUUGGCGCCAGUUAUGGGUGGGGUAACGACGUGUGGAAGACGCCCGUGGGCCGCCACCGGCUCGUGCCGGGACGCAACACCCGCAAAAACCCCAUUGUCGCCCUUAAACAGAUCUACGUGACGCUGUCGCCGGUGCGGAUCCAUAAUGAGCUCAACUUACUCUACAUUCUCCUGGGGAACAAGCACGUGGCACCGUUGCUUGACAUUUUACGCCACCAGGACCAAGUGGUGGUGAUCUUACCGUACUACGCUCACGCCGACUUCCGUGACUUUUAUCGUGAUUUGCCCAUUAAGGGCAUCAAAAAGUAUCUUUGGGAGAUGUUUUCGGCGCUUGAGUUUGUCCAUCUGAAGAACGUCAUCCACCGCGACUUGAAGCCGACCAACUUCUUGUACGACCCGUUUAAAGGGCGUGGGGUGCUUGUUGACUUUGGCCUCGCCGAGAAGUACGUGGCGGUGAAGCUGCUGUGUGUGUGUGCCCAGGGCACGGGGACAGGGGCGCUGUUGGCCCGCCGCCACAAACAGGUGAAGGCGGCGUACCCUAAACAGGACCAACGGCCGCCAAGACGGGCCAACCGAGCGGGUACUCGGGGGUUCCGCGCCCCGGAGGUGUUGUUUAAGUGUCUGAACCAGACGACAAAGAUCGACAUCUGGCUGGCGGGGAUCAUUGGCAUGCUGUUGCUCGCCCGCAAGUUCCCCUUAUUUAAUUCGCCCGACGACACCGACGCCCUCGUCGAGAUGGCGUUGAUCUUUGGCACCGACCGGCUCCAGCGCGGAGCCGAGCUCCACGGGUGCGGCUUCCAGAUGUCAUUGGCGAAAACCAACGCCCUGGCGGGCAACCUACCGAAUAUUUUGCAUGAUUUUUUGCAGCACGAGGUCGACGAAGGGUGCUUCCCGGCCGAUAGUGUUGUCUACGAUACCCUCCGCCUCUUCAACGAGCGGGGCGACAAGCUUGUGCGGCCGGCCGACGACGCCGACGCCGACAACUACGAGGACCACAAGCACUUGCUCCAGUUGUUGGGCCACUGUUUCCACAUGGACCCGGCGAAGCGGGCCACAGCCAAGGAGUUGAAGCGGUUGCCGUUUUUCGACGAGUUGACCAAGGUCGACGAUGAUAUAAUCUACGAGUAG